This is a messenger RNA of Lates calcarifer (barramundi perch), 2427 nucleotides long. It is a transcript of the gene hoxd4a, whose product is annotated as homeobox D4a. Bases 924 to 1694 code for a protein of 256 amino acids. The transcript is spliced from 2 exons. Lineage: Eukaryota; Metazoa; Chordata; Actinopteri; Centropomidae. Gene Ontology annotation, cellular component: nucleus. Gene Ontology annotation, biological process: embryonic skeletal system morphogenesis; regulation of transcription by RNA polymerase II; anterior/posterior pattern specification. The record is from RefSeq and is a predicted model, not a curated record. Gene Ontology annotation, molecular function: RNA polymerase II cis-regulatory region sequence-specific DNA binding; DNA-binding transcription factor activity, RNA polymerase II-specific.
ACUUCGAUUUUAUUGACUCGUAUCAGGCCAUCCAGUGGCUGAUGUGCGGUCAGAGGCUACAGUGACAGUUCUGGUUUAUGAAUGAGUAAAUCUGACAACACCACAUACUUCACAUAAGGGGAGGGCUCACGUGGCUUAUGUUGAAACUCUAUAGGAGACCUGAUGCAAAAUGUUUCACGUGAAAAUAAACAUAAUUAAGAAGGAGAUUGUGUUUCUAUCCAGCUCUGUAUGUUGGAGUAAAGUGGAUUUACUAAAAGACACGAACCCUGAGCCACACUCCAGCUGUAGCUUUUCUCUCCUGUGGGUCGUUUCUGUCUCUAUAUUAUUGAUUCCCAGAGGCUGAGGCUGCUGCUGCUGCUGUUGUCCAAUAGGCUCCUGAGACAGUUUUUUCAAAGGGAUGGGAGCAGAUGAAGUGAUGAGAUUCGUGUAACUUUUGGAUGACCCCUUCUUGACAAAGACAGUGUCCAUCAAUUGUCCCCAGUCAUUAUGCGCUGCUUUUAUGCCAAAGGGCUUUUUGUAUCUUUUGUUGGUUUCUCUGUUCAACACCAUGCCUUCAAGUUAGACUUUAGAAACAGGAUACAUUUUCAUAUCUGUUUGGAUAAAAGAACCUUAUGCAACAUUAUAGGUUUGCUUAUAUGAAAUAUGUAUAUACAUUUAAAGUUAAAAAAUUGAAGUAAACCAUGUGUAUUUUUUCUUUGUACUUCUCCAUCUUGACUUUUAGUUUUUCCAAAUGUGCACGCAGCUGUUUCACAGCGAUAUUAGUGUUUAUUUUCCAUCAGGCUCUAAUUCUGGUACAUCUUAAGUUAGAUAAAAUUGCUCUUAGUUGUAUGUUUACUCGUGUAUGGACCAGCGUCACCUCUAUUGGCCGAUCUGGUCACAUGGUUCGCUAACUUUAUUCAGUUGACACCAAGUAGGAGGGCUUUAUGGAGGGAGGAAAAAAAGACAACUCGAGAAAAAUUAGUAUUUUCUACCUUCAGAAAUUAAUGGCCAUGAGUUCGUAUAUGGUGAACUCUAAGUAUGUGGAUCCGAAAUUUCCUCCCUGCGAGGAAUAUUCACAAAAUAACUAUAUACCUGAGCAGGGCUCGGACUACUACAGUCCAUCGCAGGACACAGACUUUCAGCAUCCAGGGAUCUACCCACGGCCAAACUACACGGAGCAGCCCUACAGCUGCAACACUGUGCAGGACUCCACAGUGCAGCCACGGGGUCAUGUGCAGGAGAGAUCCAGCAGCCACUCGAGCCCUUUUAGCGCACAGACUGAGCAGGGGCCCCCGGUCCAAGUGGCCGGACCCCGGACUUGUGGACAGCAGCAAAACACAAAGAGCCAAAAUGGGAUACAAGCCAAGCAGCCUGCAGUAGUUUACCCCUGGAUGAAGAAAGUCCACGUAACUACUGUGAACCCAGAUUACACAGGAUCUGAGCCCAAACGGUCCAGAACAGCUUACACCCGGCAGCAAGUUUUGGAGCUUGAAAAGGAGUUUCAUUUUAACAGGUAUCUGACCAGGCGGCGGCGGAUUGAGAUUGCCCACACUCUUUGUCUCUCCGAAAGGCAGAUCAAAAUCUGGUUUCAGAACAGACGGAUGAAAUGGAAGAAAGAUCACAAACUGCCCAACACCAAGGGCAGAUCUGCACCAGCCUCCAGCCAUCUGCAAAAUAUUCAGAAGGAUAACCAGACUGAUAUCACAGCAUUAUAAGAGAGUGAGAGAGAGAGAGGGGGGGGGGGGUGUCAUAUCUUUAGAAAUGAACUGUACAUAAAAAAGACAAAGAUUGCAUCUGACUUUUGCAUGGACUGAUGUCGUUUUUAGCCAUCUUUUUUUUUUUUAAAUAAUUUAACAAAAAUGACCCCAGCAGUGUUGACUCAAGACUGAGUCAGAAAAUCAAUCAGUCUUUAUAACUGAGCUUGGCAAGUUGAGCCUCUUUCUUGUUUUAAUUUCCUCAGAGAUACAAAUACAUCGAAUUUUUAUUUUAUUUUUAUUUUUUAUUUCUAUUUUAUUUUUUAAUUUUUUUAAUUAUUUUUUUUUAUUUUUGGACGUUUCACUCCUGAGGACAUUUACUGGGCACCCUCGGCUGAUUUCAUGGAUUUAAACAAUGUGUCUCUGCCCCUUCUCAGAUGGAUUCACGCUGGUUUAAAGAUAAUUCAAAACAGGGAAGCCUUUCGUUAAAAUUACUCACACACACACAAAGGUUAUUUCAGUUCGUCUCCUGUUGAAACUUCACAUUAAACGCACAAUAAAUAUAUAUAUAUAAAUAUAUAUAUAUAUAGCCUAUAUGUACUUGAAGCAAACAUUAUCUGCAUUGAGGCACGUCAAACACAACUCAAACCUACUUUCGUUAAUUAAAAAAAAUCCCGCUGAAUAUUUCAGUUACACGUUUCUCUGUGACUUGUAUGUUUUUAACUUAUUUUGUACAAUAAAGCUUUGAAAUUUU